UAAUUUGAAAAAACUCCUCAUCUCUCUCUAUUUAUAUUAUCUAUCUUCGAAAUAUCACACUCAUUUGCCAUUCAUUAAUUCUAAGCAGCACCAGUUUCGUUUCAUAAUUCACGAUCAAUCGCUCUCACAAGAUCAACAACAAAUCUCUCUCUCUCUCUUAUUUUCUUUAUUAUUAUUUUUUUAAUUUUUUGCUGGGUUUCUUUAAUCUUAACCUCUGUUUUUGCAAAGUGUUUCUUUCUUAUUUUUCUAUUAUUCGUUCUUGUUUUAUUUUUUAUUUUUUGAUAUUGACGUGAUGGAUGCAGGAUCUUUGAACUCUUCUUCAUACUUGAAAGCACAAUCCCGGUUCCCCCUCCAAGAACAGUUUCUUCAUAGAAAGAAUUCUAAAGAUAACUUGGAUAGAUUUAUACCAAACCGAUCAGCCAUGGACUUAGAUUAUGCCCAUUACAUGCUAACACAGGGAAGAAAAGGAGGAAAAGAGAACCCAACAGCUACAGUCAACUCACCAUCAAGAGAGGCAUACAGGAAGCAACUUGCAGAAGCCUUGAACCUGAACCGAACUCGAAUUCUAGCCUUCAAGAACAAGCCUCCUACACCUGUUGAACUUAUCCCUCGAGACCACUUAUCCUCCUCUCUUCACUACCAGGCCAAGCCCACCAAGCCCCGGAGAUACAUUCCUCAGACGUCAGAGAGGACAUUGGAUGCACCUGAUCUUGUGGAUGAUUUCUACCUUAACUUACUGGAUUGGGGCAGCAAGAAUGUUCUAGCCAUAGCUCUUGAAAACACAGUGUACUUGUGGGAUGCUUCAAAUGGUUCUACCUCAGAAUUGGUUACGGUUGGUGAUGAAGUCGGGCCUGUCACUAGUGUCAAUUGGGCUCCUGAUGGACUCCACCUUGCCAUUGGCUUGAAUAAUUCUAAUGUACAGUUAUGGGAUUCUGCUUCCUGUAAACAGCUAAGAAACUUGAGAGGUUGUCACAGGUCGAGAGUUGGGUCAAUGGCAUGGAACAAUCAUAUCCUGACUACUGGAGGAAUGGAUGGUAAAAUAAUUAACAAUGAUGUGAGAAUUAGAUCACACAUUGUUGAGACUUACAGGGGGCAUCAACAAGAGGUUUGUGGGCUUAAAUGGUCAGCUUCAGGCCAGCAAUUAGCAAGUGGAGGGAAUGAUAAUAUAAUUCAUAUAUGGGAUAGAUCUGUGGCAUCAUCAAACUCAGCCACACAAUGGUUUCACAGGCUCGAGGAGCAUACUUCUGCAGUGAAAGCUCUUGCUUGGUGUCCUUUCCAAGGGAAUUUGCUAGCCUCUGGAGGCGGUGGAGGAGAUAGGAGUAUUAAGUUUUGGAAUACACACACAGGUGCGUGCUUGAAUUCCAUAGACACCGGGUCUCAAGUUUGUGCUCUGCUGUGGAACAAGAAUGAGAGGGAACUGCUUAGCUCUCAUGGGUUCACUCAAAAUCAACUCGUCCUUUGGAAAUAUCCAUCUAUGCUGAAAAUGGCUGAGCUCACUGGCCAUACUUCUAGAGUCCUUUAUAUGGCUCAGAGUCCGGAUGGCUGUACAGUGGCAACCGCAGCAGGGGAUGAAACACUGAGAUUCUGGAACGUUUUUGGCGUUCCAGAAGUGGCUAAAGCUGCUCCGAAAGCAAAUCCUGAGCCAUUUUCUCGCUUCAAUCGCAUCCGCUGAUGCCAAAAAUGAAAACAACAAAACUAGUUGCAAAUGUUUGGCCCAACAACAGCCAAGAAAAGCAAUCUGCAGUGUGUGUUAUGGAUGCUUGUUGUUAUCUUAUGCUUUCAAAUUGGAUUUUGGGGAGCGGAUAAAAAAUAUUCAGGUGGCGGGUGAAACUUGAUAUGGUAAGUGGAGCAGUUUAGGAUCGAGCUUUUCUUGUUCCAACCUGUGCCUAUGGAAGAGCCCAGAUAACUCUGCAGCUAAAAGGGCUGGACCAGAAACCAUGUAGCUUCACUUCUGCCAUUGUUGUGGUGAGUUGAAGAACUCAAGAUUGCAAGGUAUGAGUCGUUUUAUAGUGAUCUAUGGCUUGGGCAAUAAGAUUGGGUUUGGAAAUUUGGAUACAA
Messenger RNA from Populus trichocarpa (black cottonwood), 2058 nucleotides. Its product is annotated as cell division cycle 20.2, cofactor of APC complex. Gene Ontology annotation, molecular function: protein binding; anaphase-promoting complex binding; ubiquitin ligase activator activity. Lineage: Eukaryota; Viridiplantae; Streptophyta; Magnoliopsida; Malpighiales; Salicaceae. Gene Ontology annotation, cellular component: anaphase-promoting complex. Gene Ontology annotation, biological process: positive regulation of ubiquitin protein ligase activity; positive regulation of anaphase-promoting complex-dependent catabolic process; anaphase-promoting complex-dependent catabolic process. The record is from RefSeq and is a predicted model, not a curated record. Bases 293 to 1672 code for a protein of 459 amino acids. The transcript has 7 exons.